AUGGCGGCCGCGUUCGUGCGUUUCCGAACAAGAUAUUUUCUAUGGAAAUUUUUUUAUUUUGAGAGGACGGCAACGCGGUUUUUCAAUUCCUUCGGAUUGGAAAACAACUUAGUCAAACGGCUAAGGAAUUUACGUAUCGAAAAACCGACAGAAAUUCAGAAAAAGGUGAGGUUUAUUCCAGUACAAUUCAAUACGGGCCUACUAAAGUAACCUUUUUACUCCCUAGAUCGGACUGUAAAUUCCCCCCUUUAGCUGCUUCAAAUAAAUUACGAGAAUUUGGGGUUAAAUCGAGAAAACACCUUUUACCUGAUAAGUUUGAGUAUUCUCAUUACCCAUUUUCUUGACAAUGUAUGGAUGUCUUAGCGAGAAGCUACAUAUUAAUCACAGGUGGGAGUUAAAGGGGGAAUAGUAUCUACUCUUUCGUUCUUCGUUUUGUAAAAGUAUCGGAAGGACUCAGACGUCGGUGGCUUUGCAUUAUGAUUUUGCUCUCUAAGGAAUGCAGGUGCUGAAAAGAAACUGUUGAGACACAACCUUCCUGUACCAUGACCAUACAAUUCAGGAGGGUUUCCUUGGGAGUUCUCCGGGUACCUAGGCGAAGUAGAUUUUUCAUGAAAACUUUUGUGUUGCCAUGGAAUUUAAAUCUUGUUCUAGCCAUAUAAUUUCUUAAUGUUCCUUUAGGCCCUGAGACCAGUUUUAGAGGAAAGAAACACAAUCAUUAAUGCAGAAACAGGAAGUGGAAAAACUCUUUGUAAGUGGGUAAAUUAUUAUAACAGGAGAUGAGUUAGUGUUUUCCACAAACCAUCUGCUUUGAUGAUUUUCAAGUAUUUUUAUAUUUUGGUUUUGAAUAAUGUUGUGUACUUUUAAAAUCACUUUGACUCAACUAAGAGGUCAAUUUAUGGUAAGAACCUAAGUGACACAUUUGGUGCGACUCUUUUUUGUUUUUACCACAUUUUUUAGGUCAUCUGUGAUUUAACACUUCACAGACACAAGGCAUCAUGGUUUUUUUUUUUCUUUAAAGGAUCUAUAUAUCCUGAUUGAAAGUAGUUGAGAUUUCUUCAGUGUAUCAACUCAAGGUGCUGUUCUGGUUGUUCCUGCAGGUUACCUUCUUCCUAUUAUCAAUAAACUUCUUGUGGACAAAGAAACAGUUUCUAAGCCACCAUAUGCUCUUGUGUUGCUGCCCACUAUUGAACUUUGCCAUCAGGUGAGGUCAGAUGCCAUGAAAUAAUGCAUAGAACUCUCCGCUCCUUGGAUCUGAUUUUUAAAAUCCAGCUAACAGUGAAAUUAAAAUGUUUACACAUUUUCAGAGUUAAAGGAGUAACAAGUCAAGUGCUUUGUCCUUUGCUAUUGUAAACUUUUCUUUGAAACUGCUAAUUAAGAUCCUUGCAAAAUUCUUGAAGAAUUUGAAAACUUGGAAACUUAUCUCUCUCGUUUGAAUAGGUUGCCAAUGUGUUUCAAAGUCUAACAGAUGAUUCAAUGCAGCCAUGCACUGUUCAUAAAGACUCCAAGUUACAAAUAAACUCCAAACACCCCAUUGUACUGGCCACACCCAGUGCCUUGCUCACCUAUAGCCCCAGGACUCUACGUAACAUUAGAGUAGUGGUUACUGAUGAAGCAGACCUCUUGUUAACCAAUGGACAACAAGAAAUUUAUGAAAUUCUCAGUUAUUUUAUGGGUAUAGAGAUCACAACGAAGAGGCGGAAAAAGCUAAGAUCAAAGUCUUUAAAAGUUGUAAAUAUUACUGAAGUACAUGGUAAGGAAUCAAAUGAACACAAGUUGAAUGAAACUGUACAUUUGCCAGUUGAAGGGUCAGGUUUUCAAGCCAGCACAACUCCUCUGGCCCUGCAUCGGCAAUUUAUCUUUGUGGCUGCAACGUUGCCUUCACGUGGGGAAAAGGACAUUUAUAAUGUGUUGAGGGAAUGGUUACCAGAUGCUGAAUUUGUCUCCACAGAUUUGGCCCAUCACACAGUGCCAACAGUAGAUAUAUGUUACGUUAAGGUAGAGGAUGCUCUUAAAUUGCCUGAGUUGUUGCGUUGCUUGAAUUCGUUAGCGGGGUCGAUCAGGUAUCCACUUAGCAAUAUUGGAAGAGCAAAGAAUGGAAACGUAACUUCCAUGCAGAAAGUAAAUGUUGAUCAUAGCACAAAUGAUUCUAGCAGUAAAAAAGAUGAAGACAAAUCGUAUUCAGUUGAAAGGGUGGCUGGGAGAUUGGAUCUUGAAAAGGAAAUUAAUAUUGAUGGUGAAACUCAAGGAAGGCAAGGAGAAGCUUGUCUUGAGCCAGUUCGUUUGAAAAAUUUACGGGUGUUGGUGUUUGUUAACACGACAAAAGCAGCAGAGGAAGCUUAUAACUUUCUCAAUGGUACUGCAGAGCAAGGACAGAGUGACUCGGUGCCUUGGAAACAUGUCAUUCUGAAUGAUCAAACUAUAACUAUUUGGCAAAAUGACCCGGGAGAAUCGGACAUUGGUGUUGAGGCAAAAGCACAAAGACGUUUUGUGACACGUACCGGCUACAUCGAUCUAUGGCAAGGCACAGUUGGUCAGAUUCACAAAAAUAUCUUGCCCGCUGAAAGAAUAGAUAGGCUAAAGAAAUUUACAUCUGGAGAAUUGAAGGUCUUGAUUUGCACAGACUUAGCAUCUAGAGGGUUGGACAUCCCGGAUGUUAGUCAUGUGAUUCAAUUGGACUUUGCCCUGAGUGCCACUCAGGUGCUGCAUCGCACGGGGAGGACGGCUAGGGCGGGUGCAUCGGGUAAAGGUAGGAUAUGAGUUUUUUUAAAUCCAUGCGAACGAAAUAUCAUUUUGUCUAAAAGCGAUCCUUAAUUUCGCUUGACGGUGCUUUGACAAGGAGUUCAAGCUUGAACUCUUUACAAAAUUGGUAAGGUGACUAACCAUGCAAAGUCUGAAUGAAAGCAUGUAUUUAAUCGAAAUAUUUUGGAGAAUAACUUAAAACAGAUGUUCCAGCGUUUUCACAAUCAGGAACCGGUUACACGAAACUUUAAGUCCGGAAACCAGGAGCCCAUUACUUAAUAAGUAAUGGCUCCUACUGAAACUGAGUGAAAAAUGAAAAUCUGAAAGAGACGUUCCAAAUCGGUGGUUUCGUGGCACUUUUUGAAGAGACCAUUCUUGUGCUUGUUCGAAACUUAAAUAUCCCGUACGUGACAAUGGCUAAAUUAGUGCGCAUGCUAAUAACGCGCGAGAAAUUUUACGAGCGCAAAGGAAUGGGAACGACGAUAUUUCUGUAGCAACACUGUUGCAGCAAUAUGGCUCAUUUUUUAACUGAAAAUUUCCGUAUUUUUUUUGUUAUUUUGCAAGCAUAAGCUCAAACCAAAACGAUAAGGUUACCGUUUUUAGGAAGGUUUCUGUCGAACCUCAUCCGUCACAUAUCUCACUCAACAAAAAAAAAAUGCUGUAACAGAGUGAAUUUAACAACAGAAGUAGAGCAUUCGUAUUAAGGUUACGAAGUUUGAAACAUUUUUUAUCGCUGUAGCGCUUGUUGUCAUCGUCUCCUCAAUAGGUGAACCUCCUGGAGAAAAAGUUUGUUGUCUCGGUGUUAAAACCCGCGUUAGCUUUGUUUGCAGAGGAAGAAUAAUGGUAGCGAUGAACGCUCAUACAGUUCCAGUAGCGGAGCAUGCGCACUCAUUUUGCCGCUGUGUCAUCCUGUAUGGGUCGUAUGGGAACCCAGGCUAGGCCUUGCGUUAACUAGCUGUAGCAGUAUUCUCCAGUAUAUAAACUGCACCCACUGCACCCACUGCACCCAGCUGUAUUCAAAUUGGUACAGGUUCUUUUGUUUCUGUUGCAGUGAUAAACCUUGUCACCGAAAAUGACCAAGAUCUAGCUCGCGCUGUACGAGCUUGUGACCAGUCCCGGAGCAGUGAUGGUUAUCAAGCCACGUUUAGCAGGAAAAGAAGGUUCAGGAAGAAAUUGAAAAAGAACGCUAUUGCUUUAGUUGACAAGCUGUAAUACCCCCGCUGUUGAUUUUUGUCCACACUGUGCGCAGAUUUGUCCCCACGGUGAUAGGGUGAUCUCUCACCUUUUUCAUCACGAAUAAAUGGA
Molecule: messenger RNA, 4044 nt
Organism: Pocillopora meandrina
Lineage: Eukaryota; Metazoa; Cnidaria; Anthozoa; Scleractinia; Pocilloporidae
Source: the annotation of a GenBank genome assembly